UGGGCUCGAGUGCCGCGCGGUGCGCGGCGGCUUCUGCGCGCUCGAGUUUCCCUUGUUUUCCAUCCCGAGCCGGCGCUGAAGAGAGGAAGGAUCGCAGCGAUGGCCGCCAGUGAUGCUGAUCGACCCCGCACGUGGCAGUUUUCAAAGACAAAAAUGUGCAAAUUCCACCUCGUUGGGAUGUGCAUGAAAGGCAACCAGUGCCCGUUCGCGCACGAGAAGUGCGAGCUCCGAGCAUUGCCGGACUUGACUUGCACCAAGCUGUGCAAGACCUUGAUACAGACAGGAGCCUGUACCGACGCCAACUGCACCUACGCCCACAGUAAGAAUGAGCUGCGAGCCACCAGUACAUUUCACAAGACGAAGCUCUGCCGGUUUUCCCAACUUGGGCAUUGUGCAUUGGGCUCCAAGUGCAAUUUCGCACAUUCGGAGGAGGAGAUCCGGCCUCUGGACACCAGCAAGUUGCCGGAGCCGCCGGUGGAGAUCACUCCGGAGCCGCGGCGUGAGAAGAUGCCGAAGGAGCUGAAGGCGCCCAGGCAGCUGCUGCAGCAGCAGAUGCUGCAGCAGCAGCAGCAACAGCAGCUGGAACAAAAGCAGAUGCAGCAGCAGAUCCAGCUGCAGCGGCAGCAGUUGCAGCAGCAGCAGUUGCAGCUCGUGGAGCAGCAGCAGCAGAACAAGCUGCUGGCGCUGGCGCUGCAGCACCAGCUCAUGAGCACAGUGGAAGCGCAUCCCGAACGGACGGAGCUGCGGCGCGGCACGCAGAAUGCUCUCAUCGACACCAUCAUGUGAUUCGCAUGUGUGUGUCCACUAGUUCCAAGCUCUUCGAGCAAACAAGUGCUCCUUGCGAAAUUUCACGGCCUUUCGGCUCCCGGUGGCCCAGGCAUUUUUCCCCAUGGG
This is a messenger RNA of Effrenium voratum, 894 nucleotides long. The record is from the annotation of a GenBank genome assembly. NCBI's taxonomy places the organism in Eukaryota, Dinophyceae, Suessiales, Symbiodiniaceae.